AUGAAUGAUUCCGGGGCAGACUCGAACGCUACCGUUUUAUCAAUCGACAAAUGUAAAAGCCUUCAAGAGAACAUGAAUAAGAAGGACGUUGAAAAAAAUGAUCCUUGUUGGGAUCUGAGGCGGGUGGAUAGCUAUAUGGAUGUUGCAAGUAUUGUUGAGCCGCCACCACCAGAGAUGCUAGCCGAUAUUCCUGAUGGUGGUUAUGGUUGGGUUGUAGCAGCUGCAGGAUUCUUGAGCAAUUUUGUUGUUUUCGGCGUCUCCACGAUUUGGGGUGUAUUUUCACAAGCAUUUGCCACAUCCAUUCUUCAGGGCAAAGCAAGCACAAUCGAGCUGAUGACUGUUGGGUCCACAGCUAAUGUGUGUCUCAACAUUUUCACUCCACUCAGCGUCCUUUUUGUACGUUAUGGUACACGUUUCAAUUAUGGACUUGGUAGCAUAUUGAUGUGUGCAGGCAUUGUCUUGGCUGGCUUUAGCACAGAGAUUUGGCAGCUCUAUCUUUCAUUUGGGAUACUCUUUGGAUUAGGAGCUUCAUUUGUAUACAUGUCUGUAGCAUCAGUCAUUCCUCAAUGGUUUACUACACGACGUAGCACAGCAAUGGGGAUUAGUUCAGCUGGAACAGGCUUAGGAGGUUUGGCAUUGAGCCCAAUGGCAAGCUCAUUGAUAGAGAAAUAUGGUCUUCCUUGGGCGUUUCGUAUUGUCGGCUUAACAUCGUUUGGGAUUUGUUGUCUUGGAACGCUAUUAGUGAAAGAUCGGAUACCAAGAUCACAACGUAAACGUUUGCCUAUCAAAUCACCAAUCCAGCCAUCUUUAUUGAAGAAUAUCGAUUAUAACAUCUGGCUUUUGGGGGCUGUGGUGGGUCUCAUGGGGUAUUUGACACCAAUGUUCUAUUUACCAAAAUAUGCUGCACAUAUCGGUAUCAAUGAUAAGGAUUCAUCCAACUUGCUUGGUAUCAUGUGUGCAAUGAAUGCUGUUGGUCGUCUCGUGUUUGGCUUUGUAGCUGAUCGUAUUGGACCCCUCAACACCUUUACGAUUGCGUCCAUGCUGGCAGGUCUAUUCACAUUCCUCAUAUGGCCAUUUGCAACAAGCUAUGAUAUACUCCUGGCGUAUGCUAUCCUUUGGGGAUUCACUUGCGGUACAUACUAUACGUUUGCUGCACCAGUAACCGGUAGCAUUGUUGGCGUCGACAAGAUUGCACCAGGCCUAGCGAUCCUCUUCAUUGCAAGUGCUGCUUCGGCCAUGGGGACACCCAUCGCUGCUGCUAUUCAAGCUUCAACACCUCAUGGCGGGUACAUUGGAAUCCAAAUGUUCAUUGGCGCUGUGUAUGUUGCUGGAGGAACCAUAUGUCUAGCUUUAAAGUACAAGGUUACCCAUUCAUUAAUAUCAAGAUACUAG
Messenger RNA from Lichtheimia ornata, 1392 nucleotides. RefSeq lists its product as uncharacterized. Gene Ontology annotation, molecular function: transmembrane transporter activity. Gene Ontology annotation, biological process: transmembrane transport. The record is from RefSeq and is a predicted model, not a curated record. NCBI's taxonomy places the organism in Eukaryota, Fungi, Mucoromycota, Mucoromycetes, Mucorales, Lichtheimiaceae. The coding region runs from base 1 to 1392 and encodes 463 amino acids. The transcript has 8 exons.